GUGUAAAUUUAUAGUUUGGGUUGGCGCCACAUAUAAAAUACAAUUUUUUUUUGUUUGAUUAUCAAUAUUAGAAUUGGUUGUUACUGACUUUACGCUUGGACAUCAUUCAAGAAAUUGAUUUCAAGUGAAUUCGAAGUGAUGCCUGAAUGUACAAAUGAUCGAUUAAUUUCGUUCGUUACGAAUGAACACGUACUUGUUACGGGUGGUGCCGGUUACAUUGGAUCAUCAUUGGUUCCACAACUUUUACAACAUGGUUAUAUGGUGACCGUAUUCGAUCAAUUUUAUUAUGGCAUUUCUUCACUGCUUUCGGUCAUUGCAGAUCCAAAUCUAAGAAUUAUUAAAGGAAACAUAUGUAACACAAAUGAAUUACGUACAGUAUUGACCGAUGAAAUCACCACUGUUAUUCAUUUGGCUGCAAUUGUUGGUUAUCCUGCUUGUGAUGAGAAUCCAGAAUUGGCCAUCGAGGUAAAUGAAACAGGAACAGCUAAUAUCGUUGAAUUGAUACGACCAAAUCAAAAGUUAAUUUUUGCAUCAACCGGAUCUUGUUAUGGUGCUAUCAAAGGAUUAUGUACAGAAGAAACACCCAUCUCUCCGUUAACUUUGUAUGGUAAAACAAAAUCCAAAUCGGAAGAAAUGAUCUUAUCCAAAGGUGGUGUUUGUUUACGAUUGGCCACAUUGUUUGGCGUUUCACAACGAAUGCGUUUAGAUUUGCUCAUCAAUAAUAUCACACAAAUUUUAUUGAAUGAACGUGAAAUCGAUUUGUAUGAAGCAGAUUUUCGUCGCACAUUUCUUCAUGUUCGUGAUGCUGCACAUGCAUUUUGUUUUACAAUAUCACAUUAUGCAAAAAUGAAGGAACAAAUAUUCAAUGUUGGCGAUGAAUCGAUGAAUAUGACGAAAAAAAUGGCUGCACAAAAAAUCAUCGAGCAGAUGCCAUUUCCAUGUUCGAUUCGUGUUUCCGUAACCGGCCAGGAUAAAGAUAAAAGAGAUUAUGAAGUUUCUUAUGAGAAAAUCAAACGACUUGGUUUUCGUUCGACCAUUUCGAUUGAAAAAGGUGUAGAAGAAUUGCUUAAAACUUUACCACAAAUGUCAUUAUCAGAAAUCAAAUUAUCUAAAAAUAUUUCAUAAAUUAUAAAAUGUUAUUUCUUACAAAAAAUCUGUAGCGUAAUGCCAUCUAGUUGUGGCACUGAAACAAGUUUGUGCAUGCUUUC
This is a messenger RNA of Dermatophagoides pteronyssinus (European house dust mite), 1208 nucleotides long. RefSeq names its product GDP-D-glycero-alpha-D-manno-heptose dehydrogenase-like. The record is from RefSeq and is a predicted model, not a curated record. Lineage: Eukaryota; Metazoa; Arthropoda; Arachnida; Sarcoptiformes; Pyroglyphidae.